Molecule: messenger RNA, 300 nt
Organism: Phytophthora nicotianae INRA-310
Lineage: Eukaryota; Oomycota; Peronosporomycetes; Peronosporales; Peronosporaceae
Exons: 1
Coding region: 1-300 (99 amino acids)
Biological process (GO): nucleosome assembly
Molecular function (GO): structural constituent of chromatin; protein heterodimerization activity; DNA binding
Source: RefSeq, a predicted model, not a curated record
AUGCCAGACCAAAAGCAAAACAAGGCAAAGAGUGGUUUCAAACGUCAGCCAUAUUUUCUACAUAAUAACUUGGACGCGAUCUCGAAGAAGUCCAUUCGCCGGCUUGCUCGGCGAGCUGGGGUGAUCCGAAUGUCCGCUGUGAUAUACGAGGAGGCUCGGGCUGCACUAAAGCGUUUCGUAGUGAAUCUCGUACAAGACACUGUGGUGUACACACAGUACGCUAACAGAAGAACUGUAACGAUGCGCGAUGUCGUCUAUGCUCUCAAGCGCCAAGGUCGUCCGAUCUACGGCUUUGACUAG